Molecule: messenger RNA, 1519 nt
Organism: Oreochromis niloticus (Nile tilapia)
Lineage: Eukaryota; Metazoa; Chordata; Actinopteri; Cichliformes; Cichlidae
Product: CMP-N-acetylneuraminate-beta-galactosamide-alpha-2,3-sialyltransferase 1-like
Exons: 7
Coding region: 116-1066 (316 amino acids)
Biological process (GO): sialylation
Cellular component (GO): membrane
Molecular function (GO): beta-galactoside (CMP) alpha-2,3-sialyltransferase activity
Source: RefSeq, a predicted model, not a curated record
GCUGCAAUUCUCCCAUUUCGACAGACAAGAAAGAGCUUGCAGACCGAUCACAUCUACUGUCUCCAGUUUCUUUCUUUGAAACAGGUUGAAUCGGUUGUUCAUUAAAGCUGCCAAGAUGGUUUUCAGAGUGAGAAAAUGCAGGCUUCAACUUUUAAAACUAAUGAGUAUAACAGCAAUUGCUUUGGUCUUCAUCCUUUUAUGGAAUUUAUCUGGAUUUUCCUUCUGUCGUCAAGAGCCAAGCCUUUGUGCCUGUCACAAAUGUCUAACAGACAGUGAUCCUUGGUUUAAUUACCUUAUCAAUGAAGCACCUAAACCCUUUAUGUCACUGAAACAUAAACCCUCAGAGGAAGAUUUCAACUGGUGGAAGCUCUUGCAGCGGGACAAACAAAACUUCACUGUCUACAAUAAAACACUAGAAAGUGUGUUUCAGACGAUAACACCAAUUGCAGAUGUUGAAGAACCUCGCCCGGAUCGCUGCAGGAGUUGUGCUGUGGUGGGAAAUUCUGGAAAUUUGAGAGGAUCACAUUAUGGGCCAAUGAUAGAUGCCCAUGAUAUCGUAAUAAGAAUCAAUCGUGGGCGUACCAAAGGCUAUGAAACAGAUGUUGGAAGCAAAACAACUUAUCAUGUCAUGUAUCCAGAAAGUGCAGCUAGAUUGGAAAACACCACUAGUCUUUUGUUUUUUCCAUUCAAAACAUCUGACUUUUUGUGGCUUCUCAAGGCCUCAAAUCCCAGACAAAAUGGUACCCGAAACUCUAAGAUGAUAGCUAACAAGGAUUUGAUGAUGAUCCUUCAUCCAGCUUUCAUGAAAUAUGUUCAUGAAGUUUGGCUGAGAAGGAAGGGUGCUUAUCCAUCCACUGGCUUUCUUACGGUCGUUCUCAGCUUACUAAUGUGUGAUGAGGUCAGCGUCUUUGGGUUUGGAGCAGACAGUGACGGAAACUGGAGCCAUUACUUUGAAAUCCUCCGAAACAAAAAAAUAAAAACUGGAGGCCAUCCUGGACAAGAAGAAUAUAAAAUGAUUGAUAAACUGCACAAACGCAAGAAAAUAUAUUUUUUUAAAGGAUGGUAAUGGUUUUUUUGUUUGCAUUUCUCUUUAUAUCAUUAAUAAAUAAGAAUAUAUAAAAUGUAUUAUUUUCUCCCAAGUCAUGGCAGUCAGGUAUUUCAACUGACCGCAUCAGCAACUAUUUACAUAUUUUCCAAACUCAAACUACUUUUUGUUUGCCUCCAAAAUCUAGGGUUAGGGCUUUUAUUCAGAGCAAGGGUUAUGGUUGUCAGUGACGAAGUCUUAGACCAAGAAAGAAAGAAUUGAUGCUUGUUGCUAAAGGGUUAUUGGAUAUAUUCUUCAGUCAGAUUGCAUGCUUCCUUUCCAAAGAUAAGUUUGGAAGUCUUUCUAUAACCAGAUGUGCCUGAGAACAGUGCUUUUGACCUGUGUUCUUUUUGGGUGUUCCAGUUUUGCUUAUUUUGCUUAUUAACUUUUGAUAGGAUACACUUGUGUGUUUAUGUAUAAUACAGUCACACACCA